AUGUCUGCCGAAGCUGCCUCUGGCUCCCCGCCUUCGCUUGAGAAGCUUUCGAUCGAUGACAAGUCAUCCGCUCCUACCAACGGACUGCCCAACGGUAUCGACACUAGCGUUGGUGGACCACAGUCUCCAAGCGAUCAAGAUGCCCUCCAAACUCCAAGCUCUGCAGCUCCAGGCGGAGCUAACCAGCCUCACUCUGCGUCACUCUACGUUGGUGAGCUAGACCCCAACGUGACCGAGGCUAUGCUCUUCGAGCUCUUCUCUUCUAUCGGUCAAGUUGCUUCAAUCCGUGUUUGUCGCGACGCUGUGACUCGUCGCUCACUCGGUUAUGCUUACGUCAACUACAACAACACUGCGGACGGCGAGCGCGCCAUGGAGGAGCUGAACUACACUGUCAUCAAGGGGCGUCCUUGUCGUAUCAUGUGGUCCCAGCGCGAUCCUGCUCUGCGCAAGACUGGUCAAGGGAACGUCUUCAUCAAAAACUUGGAUACUGCCAUCGACAACAAAGCCUUGCAUGACACUUUUGCAUCUUUUGGUAACAUUCUCAGCUGCAAAGUUGCUCAGGAUGAGUUUGGGAAUUCCAAGGGCUAUGGAUUCGUUCAUUACGAGACUGGAGAGGGAGCAACAAACGCCAUCAAGUCCGUAAACGGUAUGUUGCUGAACGAGAAGAAAGUGUUCGUGGGAUACCACAUUCCGAGGAAGGACCGCGACAGCAAGUUCGAUGAGAUGAAAGCGAACUUUACCAACAUCUAUGUGAAGAACAUUGAGCCUGAGGUGACAGACGAAGACUUUCGAGCACUCUUUGAACAAUAUGGAGACGUCACGUCAGCUUCCAUUGCUCGAGACUCGGAAACGGGCAAGAGCCGUGGAUUUGGUUUUGUCAACUACAUCAAUCACGAAAAUGCGGCCACUGCCGUGGACGAGCUGCACAACAAAGACUUUAAAGGCCAAGUCCUCUACGUCGGUCGUGCACAGAAGAAAUCUGAGCGUGAGGAAGAGCUUCGUAAGCAGCACGAGGCGGCCCGUGUCGAGAAGGCGUCCAAGUAUACAGGCGUGAAUUUAUAUGUCAAAAACCUGGACGAUGAUAUCGAUGACGAGAAGCUCCGGGAGAUCUUUGCAGGUGCUGGAACGGUCACUUCUGCGAAAGUCAUGCGAGACUCUGGGCCUGAUAGGACCGAUUCUCCAGACAGUGAGAAGGGCAAAGAGAACAAGAAAGAGUCCACGAAAGAGGCUGAAGAGGAGGAUGGCGGAAAGAAAGAUGACGAGAAAGAAGAUAGCGAGAAGGACACCGCCAAAUCCACCAAGCGCCCACUCGGCAAGAGUAAGGGAUUUGGUUUCGUCUGCUUCAGCAAUGCCGACGAAGCUACGAAAGCCGUUACCGACUUCCAUCAGAAGAUGGUGAAUGGAAAGCCACUGUACGUUGCAGUGGCUAUGCGCAAGGAAGUCCGCAAGACGCAAUUGGAACAGAGCAUUCAAGCACGUAACGCUGUUCGCAUGCAGCAAGCUGCCGCUGCCGCGGGAAUGCCAAAUCAACAAUUCAUCCAGCCUGCGAUGUUCUACGGCCCCGGCCAGCAGCCUGGCAUUGUAGCGCCCAACGUUGGGCGCGGUGGAAUGCCUUUCGGACCCCAGCAAGGCAUGAUGCUUCCGGGCAUGCCGAGUGGUCGUGGUGGCCAAUUUUCUGGCAUGCAGCCUCAACAAGGUGGCCGUGGUGCUAUGAAUCAACAGCAAAUGCCACCUCAAGCCUUCGGUAUGCCUGGACAGGUGCCGUUCGGUGCCAUGCCUCAAGGUGGUCCUGGCGGUUUCCCCACCGGUCUAGCGUAUCCUCAGGCUCUAGCACAAGUACAAGCGCAACUAGGUCGCGGUGGGCAAGGUGGUCGCGGGCAGAUGCAAGGUAUGCAGGGUCUCCAGGGAAUGCCGCAACAGAUGAUGGGUCUUCAAGGUAUGCGCGGUAGAGAUGGCCGUCCCCAACAGUUCCCCAGCCAGUCAGGUCGUGGCGGCAUGGGCAUGAACAUGGGUAUACAGCCAGGUCAGAUGGGUGGAUUCCCACAGCAGGGACGUGGAGCUAUGGGAUUCGGAGCUGGCCAACAAGGUAUGCCACAGGCAUCUGGAGCUGGAGCACCGUCUGCCACUCUCGAAGCUCUUGCCGCGGCACCGCCAAACCAACAAAAGCAACUACUUGGCGAAGCAAUCUACCCCAAGAUCCAAGUCCUGCAGCCAGAUCUGGCUGGCAAGAUAACUGGCAUGCUACUGGAAAUGGACAACCCAGAAUUGAUGUCUUUGAUUGACGAUAACGACAAGUUGCGCGAGAAAGUCGAUGAGGCACUUGCAGUCUUCAACGAUUACGUCAAGACUCAAAAUCCCGAUGGUGUCACAACACAAGAGGGCGUCUCUUCAGAACAACAACCUAAUGGCGAAGAAGAAGAGACGAAGGCAUAG
Molecule: messenger RNA, 2433 nt
Organism: Letharia columbiana
Lineage: Eukaryota; Fungi; Ascomycota; Lecanoromycetes; Lecanorales; Parmeliaceae
Exons: 2
Coding region: 1-2433 (810 amino acids)
Cellular component (GO): ribonucleoprotein complex
Molecular function (GO): RNA binding
Source: RefSeq, a predicted model, not a curated record